AUGGCAGCACCAGUGACCGACAACGCCUACAAGAAAGGGAUGCCACGCUCACGAGCACGCCAGGCUUGUAUGAGAUGCCGACGACAGAAAUUGAGGUGUGAUAACGUACGACCAUGCACUCUGUGCGUCCGUUCAUCUGUAACAUGCCAGGACGUCGUUCACCCUAAGAGGAAGCGAGCGGCCAUUCCGAGCCUACAGUCGUCAAAGACAUCGACCAGGACUAGCCAGGCCGAGCACACUCAGUCAAAACGGAUAGAUGAUACCCCGUCAACAACCAGUAACAUUUCCCCUUCCGAUGCAGAUUUCCCACCAAGCAGGUUGCAAGUGGAAACAUGCCAGCACAGUCGAACACCGAAUCUCAAUUGUGAAAGAUCUUCCACCUAUGGUCUAGCUGAUCAAGUACGUUGCCGCUUCGUUUCUUACUUGUCACCAUGUCUCAGCACUUUACAUGCUCAUUGCGAUCAAAAGCUUUUCCAAGCCUACGAUUCAGCCUCCGGGGCGCUCAGCGAAGCCGACGCCAUUCCCGAUGGCAGUCUCGAACAACAUUCAUCUCUGCUCAGAGACGACAGACUCGUACCGGUUUCCGAAUUGAUCGGCUUCGACUUGCCAUCACCGAAAGUCACUUGGAUGCUAUUCGAUGUUUUCGUCAAUUCGGUCCAUUGGUUCAUGAUGCUCUUCCAUGAGCCAUCAUUAAGAGCCGACUUGGGAGAGAUGUUGAGAACGGGUCGUGCUCAUCAUCGUCAAAAAUCUCAAAUAUACCUGGUCUUGGUAACACUUGUCAUUGGCGCAAGAUAUGCCAUCAAUGAUGAUGCUCCGAGUCAUUCUCCAGAGAUCGAGUUAUCAAAACUAGAAACCUAUCUCUUGAAAAGGAUUGAAGAGAAUAUCCUGGAGUUGAUCGAUCAAAAUGACCUCGAAUCGGUGCAGACUUGCGUCUUGUUGGGCUCGCUCUACAUCUAUCACCGUCGGCCGAAGCGAUGUUUCAUCAUCAAUGGGGCUGUCAUGAGAGGCGCUCAAGCAUUGAGUCUCCAUAAAGAAUCUGCCUGGCCUGCAAUGAGUAUCGUGGAAAGGGAAGUGCGAAGACGCGUUUGGUGGGCGUUAUAUGUGUGCGACGGGUUUGGAGCGAUCAACUUUGGAACUCCGUGUACUAUCCAAGACGGGGACUUCCAGGUCAAGAUGCCGCAGAAUAUAGACGACACAUCCGAUACAUGCCCUGGAUUCAACUCGGUCGAACUUCUUGAGGAUGGAAGUUACGAGCGGGUCACCACGCUCACAUAUCAGCGUCUGAAGUUCAAGCUCUACCGCAUUACAUCCCACAUCACUCGCGAUAUCUAUUUCCACGGAGGACGAUCGACACCCGGGAUUGUCAAGAGGGUUCAAGAGAUCCAUUCAUCUUUGCUGGGUUGGGAACAGAUGAUUCCCCCUGAGUUAAGACCGAGCUCAUUUGCGGAUCGGCGCAAUGAGCUUGUGGACCCCAUCACUAAGAUAUUCCGUCUACAAGCGCUCUCAUUACAGUUGUCGUAUGACAACAUUCAACUUAUCUUGCAUCGGCCACUCCUUGUCUAUAAGGGAAUGAUACAUUCUCCUCAUUUUCCAAAGCAAACAUCACCAGAAUUGCGUCCAAGACACCAGGAAACGGAAGACUCACACCUUUUCGAUCAGGAAACGGCCAUUUUAGAAGACAGUAAAACUCAAUGCUGGAAAUCGGCCACCAGAACAUCUCGAAUUGAUGAAUACCCCGAAAUACUCACACAAAUGCGGAACACCCAUACGGCUGGCUACAUUGGGAUUCAAGCAUUGACCGCCGGGGUGAUGCUUGUCAUCUUCUCACUCUCCCAGCCUUUCUCUGCUCGCGCACAAGAAGCGAAGCGUGGUAUUGGCAGAUUGAUCAGAGUGCCUAAGCACCUUGGCUACCGCACGGCGAUAUCCGAUCAGACUGGCCACAUUUUGGAGAAGUUGCUGCGAUUGAUUUUCGCACAGGAAAUGAAGAUGCUUACGGCUGACGACGAGCCUGAGCAUCAGCCUCGGAGAUUAGAUGAAACUCGCCCUGCCUCAUCUCUGUCGGUCUGCCGUCAAAGUACUUCAAGACCGAGUCGACAAGUGGACGAGCAAAAUACUACCGGCAUUACCAAUGCAGGAAAUCCCGAGGUAACACAACAUGGGACCUACGGCAAUGACGAUGGUCUGGCCCUAGACAACCGUCAUAUACUGGAUGUGCAGCCACUUAUUGAGGGCAACUUCAAUGAAGCUCUGCAAUCUUUGCAACAAGCCUUCAGCGACAAUAGAAUCGGCAACGACCGGCCACGGACUCUUGCAGCACAACAUAAAUCGAAUAAUCCACCUAAUCUCCAGAGCCAGAAUAGCACUGGGUCGGCGCCCAUGUUUUAUUCGCCGACAACUGACAUACCCGCGGGCUGCAAUAUUUUCGGAAGCCUCGAAGAUACGAGCCAGGGUUGGAUAUGGGAUGACUCAUUUCAAUUCACCUGA
Molecule: messenger RNA, 2484 nt
Organism: Rhinocladiella mackenziei CBS 650.93
Lineage: Eukaryota; Fungi; Ascomycota; Eurotiomycetes; Chaetothyriales; Herpotrichiellaceae
Exons: 5
Coding region: 1-2484 (827 amino acids)
Biological process (GO): regulation of DNA-templated transcription; DNA-templated transcription
Molecular function (GO): zinc ion binding; DNA-binding transcription factor activity, RNA polymerase II-specific; DNA binding
Source: RefSeq, a predicted model, not a curated record